Messenger RNA from Stereum hirsutum FP-91666 SS1, 2386 nucleotides. RefSeq lists its product as uncharacterized. The record is from RefSeq and is a predicted model, not a curated record. NCBI's taxonomy places the organism in Eukaryota, Fungi, Basidiomycota, Agaricomycetes, Russulales, Stereaceae. Gene Ontology annotation, biological process: siderophore biosynthetic process. The transcript has 6 exons. Bases 103 to 2184 code for a protein of 693 amino acids.
CAGACCCGACUCAUCCCUGAUCCUUUCUCAAACCUAGCUUCACUGGCUGAUUCCCGCGCAUACUCUGUGGCCACUGGCAUCGCUAGCGCGUAUCAUUUCGCUAUGACGGUCCUUGUCUCGAGCCAUCGCCUCUUACGAACUUUUCCAAAGGGCCCAUCGCAUGCAAAGUACACGGCUGUCAGUCACUCGAGCCACUCCACUACCCCGCAUGCUCAGACAUAUACAAAGACCCCUGCUGUCGUAUGUCGCCUCCCUUCAGCUGAAAAGGCAGCUUUUGCGGUUACGUCGCGUCUAUUGUCCUCCAUCGUCACAGAGGGACUCCUUCCUGCCGUCUAUGUCCCUCUAGACGACUCUUCGAUGGCUCCUGGCGUCUGCGUCAUUCUUGCGGGGAAUCGGACGUUAGGCCCACUGCGCGCGAUCGAUGUAUAUGCUAUAGUACCUCUUCAUCAUCAGCCUCUGCUCAAACCCCGCGAAGCGACUACGGCCUUGGGGAGACCGGUGUGGCUCCUCGAUCCUUUUGACAUGCUGCCCUGCGUUCUCGAACCUCGGGAUUGUUCGUUCUUGCCCGGGCAGUUCACCGAUGACCUGCAAAGCACCAUCGUGCACACGAUGGCGCAAGCUCCGUGGCACUUUGCGGCGUCGCACGUGUCCUUCACGGAGACACUCGACCCCGUUCACUUGUGGAACAAGUUUGCGAAGAUCGUUGGUAUCGAUGAAAGUCUUCGGACCGGGCUUGGCGAGGAGUUCCACAACUCUUUGACUUAUCAAAAGGUUGUCUACGACCGUCUGCCGCGGCUUCCCAGUGCCUUGUCGCCUCCAAUUGAAUGGGAACAGAGCCUCAUCGAGGGACAUCCUACCCACCCUUCCCAUCGCGCUCGUCGUACAAUUCCUCCUCUCCCUCCCACCUCUCCCACGACUCAUGAUUGGUACCGUCCCGUUGUCCGUUUUGUUCUCAUCCCCCGCCAACAACUCGACAUCUACGGUGCCUUCGAAGAUGAGAUCUCCGCACUGGUCAGCAGUAUCGCUGAACAAUGCGGCAAGCAACACAUCGUCUCCACUGCCAACGAUGAAGGCAAGGUAUUGAUGCCCAUCUACGGUCUCCAGCUGCCCAAUAUUCUGGAAAAGUUUGGUGAUGAAGGUGUUGAAAUUCUGGACGACGACUUCAGUACUCCCGCCCUCGGCCAGGCCAGCUUGCGCACCGUCGCCCUCCCAGACUAUCCUUCCAUUCUCCUCAAACUCUCUGUCGGCAUCACCGUCUCCUCCGCUCUGCGUACUAUCUCACAUUUUACGGCCAAUAUCGGACCGCGACUUUCGAACCUCAUCCCGAUGUUGGGGAUCGACAAAGAGAUACUGUAUGUUGAGCAGGAGGUCGCGAGUGCAGUAUGCAUGAGGACGAAGGAGGGGCAGGAGAUGCCUCACGACGUGGUCAAGCAUCUGACAGCAGUGGUCAGGAGGCCGUACGAGACGAAGCCUGGUGAAGCUGUGAUUUUGACUGCGGCGUUGGUGGAGCAUGGACAUGAAGGAGCUCAGCCCGGUGUCUCGGUAGUAGAGCAUCUUUUCGGGCUGGACACUGAUUUGAAGAGGGUGACAUUCUUCGAGGACUAUACCCGUCUCCUUAUGGCCGCUAUGCUGCCACCAAUGUUGCACAACGGACUUGCGUUCGAGGCUCACCCACAAAACACACUGGUCCGUAUCGCGGUGAGGCCGCCUUCUGAAGAAUGUCCUAACCCUUCCGCACGAGUUCUCGGCUUCGUCAUUCGCGAUUUGGGUGGCAUUCGUGUCCACCCUCCUACCUUGAACGCAUCUCUUGCUUCUUCUUCACCUUCCUCGCCCCCGUUCGAGUUCCUGCCCGAACAUUGUAUCGUCACCUCGACUGUCCAAGAGGCUGCCAAAAAGCUUUAUCACACUCUGAUCCACAAUCAACUGCAGAGGUUGAUCAGGGUGUUAGGCUUGCAUUAUGACGGGAGGGGUUGGGAGAUCGUGAGAAGGGAGGUUGAGAGGAAUGUUGGCAGAGAUACGUGGUUGUGGAAAGUUUGGAUGGAAGGGGAGGGCGGUAGGAUCGAGAGCGUGCAAGGCAAGUGCUUGCUGAGGAUGAAGAUGCAGGGAUUAUAUCGCGACUCCGUGUACGAAGAUUUCCCAAACCUUAUUCAAUUCAGGCCGGAGGUAGCGGAUGAGGUUGUUUAAGGGCCUCGACGACGUCCCGCAAGAGUUGUGGCGCCCGAAAUACUGACUGUGGAAAAACUGGACUUGUGGGGCACGAAUUGAAUACCGAAUGGACAAUGAACAAAGAAACAAUGUGCUCUUCAUCUGACUUAUUCCUCUGUAUCUACUUAUUGCUUUACGCAUUGAUUUUCACUGUACAACGUCACCGUAUUUUGUCUCCCGC